AUGUCGACAACUGCUUAUCGAAAUGCACAUUCACCCAGAACAUUUACACGACGACAUAUUCGAAAAUCAUCAACAAAUUCUAUUCUUCCAACAAUAACAAAUAAUUCUACAAGAUUCCAUUCACAAACAAAUUAUAUUCGUCCACCUGUACCACCAAUACGAGAAUCCAUAUCAACAAAUUCUAUACCAUCAUCUGAAAUAGUAUCAUCAAUGUCACAAUCACCAUCAUUACCUGUUCAGUUUUUAUCAACAGAAAAUUCUUUAAAUGAAAAUUUAACAAAUAAAUUAUCUAAACAACCUUAUACAUUUAGUAAUCCACCACGUGAAAUUCAACGACAAUCAAUACAAAAUAUGAAAUAUUUACGAAAUAGUCGUUUACGUCAACGUGUUUCAUCAGCACCUGAUGAAAAUUCAUUUCAAAAUUCUCCACGUUCAUCAAUAAGAAAUCCACAAAAACCAUCAUCAGCAAAUGAAUCAUCAACACCACGUUCACAUGAUGAUAAUAAUAAUAAUAAUCACAUGCAACAAUUACCACCAAUAAAUCAUCAUUUAUUAAAACGUGAUGAACAACAAAAAAGUUCAUUAAAUGCAUUAAUUAAAGAACAGGAAAGAUCGAAAGUUCCUAAGGCUGUACAAAAAAGACGAAUUAUUUUACUUUUUCGUCGUUUACCACCACCAUCGACAUCACCACUAAUAUCACCAAGACGACAACAACAAGAUUUAUCACCUAUUAAAUCAGAUAUAAUAUCAACUAAUUAUCAUCAACAAGAUCAAAAUCCAAUUGAUGAUACUCAACAUAUCAUAAAUAAUCAGAUAUCUUCACCAUCAAACUCCCUUUCUCAUGAUCCAUUUUAUGGUUUUGAUCAAGCAGAAAUAGCUGAUUCAAAACAAAUAGCUGCUAUACUUGCUAAUAUGCAAUCAUUAGAUGAUUGGAUUCCUAAUAAUGUCAAUGAUGGAUUAUCUCCUCGACGUCAACAAAAAACAUUUGAUCCAAAAAAAUAUGAAUAUGUUGCAACAAAUUCGUUUGAUACAGCAACAUUUAAACUUUCACCACGUACAUUAAAACCUUCGGAAGAAUUAGCAGCACGUUCACGUUUUUCACAACAUUAUCGUUAUGAAAUGCUUUCUAGUGCAAAUGCUCAAAUACCACCAUUAAUGGCAUCAAUUGUAGCAGAAAAUAAUAAUUCGAUUGGAACUAUUGGUACUGGUAAUGAUAAAACUUUUACAUUUAGAUUAAAUUCUACAACUACAAUGAAAAAACAAAGUUCAUUCGAUGAUAUUGAACCUAUUCCAUCCACGAUGGAUGGGGAACAAGUUCAAUUAUGUUUUGAUGAAAUACUUAAAUGUUUCUAUGAUCCACAUACAGGCACAUAUUAUGAAUUAUCGUCUACGUAA
Adineta steineri is the source of this 1395-nucleotide messenger RNA. Lineage: Eukaryota; Metazoa; Rotifera; Eurotatoria; Adinetida; Adinetidae. The record is from the annotation of a GenBank genome assembly.